Messenger RNA from Condylostylus longicornis, 1358 nucleotides. RefSeq names its product dihydrofolate reductase-like. Bases 335 to 1273 code for a protein of 312 amino acids. NCBI's taxonomy places the organism in Eukaryota, Metazoa, Arthropoda, Insecta, Diptera, Dolichopodidae. Gene Ontology annotation, biological process: glycine biosynthetic process; folic acid metabolic process; tetrahydrofolate biosynthetic process. Gene Ontology annotation, molecular function: dihydrofolate reductase activity; NADP binding. The transcript has 5 exons. The record is from RefSeq and is a predicted model, not a curated record. Gene Ontology annotation, cellular component: mitochondrion.
CAAUAAACACAACUGAGAAUAAUAAAAACUCGAUUAUUUUUCGUUGAAAAUACCACAAGCGACAAGGGUUUGAGUCGAUUUUUGAGGAGCUCCGACGAAUUUCGAAUGAGGGGUGGAAAAGGAGAGAUCCGGCGGUAACGGUAGCAACAGUUCAAUUAGUUGCAGCAAUUUUAAUAAAAUUAAACAAAUUAUAACAUUAAGAAAGCAAAAGAGAUACUGCCUUUUUAUUAAUAAAAAAAUUAAGACAGAAUCAAAAAGGAAAAUUCCAAAAAUAAUUAAUUUUGAAACUAUCAUUGAUAAAUAUCCAGACGAUGUGUUUUAUAAUCAUUUUCGAAUGACUAGAAACACUUUUGAAAUAUUAUAUAACAAGUUGAAACCAACAUUUAAAAAUUGCUACGUUGGGCGAUCGAAAAAUUACAGCUUAAAAUAUGGUUUAUAUAUGACAAUUUGGAAAUUAGCUAACAGAAAUUCAUUUCGCGAAAUUAGUGACCGAUUUGGAGUAGCGCAGGGCUCUGCUUAUCGAAUUUUUAUAAAAUGUGUCACAUUGAUAGCAAAUUUAAAAAGCAAAGUAAUUAGAUUUCCUCGAACUGCUACUUCACAAAGGAAACUAAUUGAGGAAUUUGAAAAAAUCCGUUGCCGACCAUUCCCGAAUACAAUUGGAUGCAUCGACGGCAUGCAUAUUAGCAUCAGUAAACCGUUAAAAGAUCCAAUAAGCUUUUAUAAUAGAAAAGGAUUUUACUCAAUCCUUGUUCAAGGAAUAGUGGAUAGCAAAAUGAAGUUUUCUGAUGCUUUCGUGGGCUACCCUGGUAGUUGCCACGAUGCAGCUAUGUGGAAUGACAGUCCAAUAAAAAAGGCAAUUACCAGUGGUAUUAUAUCCAUUCCACCAGAGAAUCAUUUAAUAGGCGAUGGAGCGUAUAGUUUACAAAUGUACAUGAUGACUCCAUUUAAAGAUAACGGGCAUUUGACCGAAAAAGAAACAAGAUAUAAUACGGCUUUAAGUUCAACCCGUGUUUUAGUUAAACAGGCUUUUGGGAUUUUGAAGAAAAAAUGGAGAAUGUUACAUCAUCUGGAACUUCAUAAUCUAAGUUUAGCAAAAACCAUAAUAAUGGCAGCUAUUGUUCUUCACAAUAUUGUAAUUGAUCAUGAAGGAGUUGAUGAAAACGACACAAGUCGAAUCAAUACUGAAAAUAUUAUUUGUACUACUACAUCGAGUUUUCCAAACCAAGAAGCCUCAAAUAAAAGAAACAUAAUAACAAAUUUGAUAUGUGCUUAAAAUAAAAUAACCUUUCUUUGAAUGAAUCAUAUUUUCUGUUUCUGUAAGUUUUUGAAAAAAAAUAAAACAAAAGUUUCAAAGUAAA